Petromyzon marinus (sea lamprey) is the source of this 3001-nucleotide messenger RNA. Lineage: Eukaryota; Metazoa; Chordata; Hyperoartia; Petromyzontiformes; Petromyzontidae. The record is from RefSeq and is a predicted model, not a curated record.
GACUAACGUCAACGUCAUUUCAUUGCAGGGAGCGUGACGUCAUAUCUCGUGCGGCCUGCUCACGUCAAUCAACACAACUUAUGCGAAAACAGUGCGGCACGUGCAUUUAAAUUGAUAACAAAACAGCACAUUUUGUCUAAUGUAAUGCUCGCUGUGGGUGAAUAAAUUAUAUCAAAAUCUGGGGGCGUUCGCUAAGUGAGUGAGGCCACUUUACGUGUGGUUGCGAUUGAGGUUUGUAUUUAUUUUUCUCGGGAGUUUCCGUGAGGGGACCCCGUCGCCUGGAUUUCGCCGCGGGAAGCCUAGACGAGGCCGCCGGCCGGUGGGAUCCGUGGAAGAUGCCCGAGAUAAAAGUGACUCCGCUUGGAGCCGGGCAAGAUGUGGGAAGGAGCUGCAUUCUCGUCUCCAUCAGGGGCAAGAAUAUCAUGCUCGACUGCGGCAUGCACAUGGGCUUCAACGACGACCGAAGGUUCCCCGACUUCUCGUACAUCACGCAGAACGGGCGGCUUACGGAUUUCCUCGACUGCGUCAUCAUCAGCCACUUCCACCUGGACCACUGUGGUGCCCUGCCAUACAUGUCGGAGAUGGUGGGCUACGACGGGCCCAUCUACAUGACCCACCCGACCAAGGCCAUCUGCCCCAUCCUGCUGGAGGACUAUCGCAAGAUCACGGUGGACAAGAAGGGCGAGACCAACUUCUUCACCUCGCAGAUGAUCAAAGACUGCAUGAAGAAGGUGGUGGCCGUCAACCUACACCAGAGCGUGCAGGUGGAUAACGAGCUGGAGAUCAAGGCGUACUACGCUGGACACGUCCUGGGAGCCGCCAUGUUUGAGAUGCGCGUGGGGCCCGAGUCGGUGGUUUACACGGGAGACUAUAACAUGACUCCAGACCGGCAUCUCGGCGCGGCGUGGAUCGACCGCUGCCGCCCGGACCUGCUCAUCAGCGAGUCGACGUACGCCACCACCAUCCGCGACUCCAAGCGCUGCCGCGAGAGAGACUUCCUGAAGAAAGUGCACGAUACCGUGGAGAAGGGCGGCAAGGUGCUGAUUCCGGUGUUUGCCCUCGGCAGAGCUCAGGAGCUGUGCAUCCUUCUGGAGACGUUCUGGGAGCGCAUGAACCUCAAGGCGCCCAUCUACUUCUCGACGGGCCUCACAGAGAAGGCCAACCACUACUACAAGCUCUUCAUCACCUGGACCAACCAGAAGAUCCGCAAGACCUUUGUGCAGCGCAACAUGUUCGAGUUCAAGCACAUCAAGGCCUUCGACCGCUCCUACGCCGACAACCCAGGCCCCAUGGUCGUGUUUGCGACACCCGGCAUGCUGCACGCGGGCCAGUCGCUGCACAUCUUCAAGAAGUGGGCGGGCAGCGAGAAGAACAUGGUGAUCAUGCCGGGCUACUGCGUGCAAGGAACCAUCGGCCACAAGAUCCUGAGCGGGCAGCGCAAGCUGGAGAUCGAGGGCCGACAGACGCUGGAGAUCAAGCUGCAGGUGGAGUACAUGUCGUUCAGCGCGCACGCCGACGCCAAGGGCAUCAUGCAGCUGGUGCGCAUGGCGGAGCCACGCAACGUACUGCUGGUGCACGGGGAGGCCAAGAAGAUGGAGUUCCUCAAGCAGAAGAUCGAGAUGGAGUUCGGGAUCUCGUGCUUCAUGCCGGCUAACGGGGAGACGUGCUCCCUGCCCACGUCGCCCAGCAUCCCCGUCGACAUCUCGCUCGGCCUGCUCAAGCGCGACGCCUCGCUCGGGGCACCGCCGGACCCCAAGAGGCCGCGCACGAUGCACGGUGCCCUCGUCAUGAAGGACGGCACGCUGCGGCUGCUGGCGCCCGAGCAGGCGAUGCGGGAGCUGGGGCUGAGCGAGCACGUGCUGCGCUUCACAUCCACGCUGCCGCUGCACGACUGUGGCGGCGCCAGCGAAGCGGACACCAUGCAGCGUCUCUACGGACACCUCAAGGGCAUCCUGAAGGAGCACGCGGUGCAGCAGCUGGCGGACGGCUCCGUCAUGGUCGAGUCGGUCCUCAUCAAGAGCAGCGGCGUGCAGGACGAGGCAGCGGCUCGGAGCAUGCUCGUGUCCUGGUCCUAUCAGGAUGAAGACUUAGGAAGCUAUCUCAUGACUCUUCUGAAGAAGGGGCUGCCUCCGAGCAUCGGAAUGUAACGCGAACGGUCCCAGCAGCAGCAACGGCGAUAAGACUCGUUAAAAAAAAGUCGAGAGGCAGGGAAAAAAACCUUGUCCCUCACGGCCUCCGCCGCCAGCAGUUGUCCCGGUGUGAACCUCCGAGGUGCGUGGCCGCACGCCUGCGACCCAUCGCCGUGGAAGCAAGGGGUUGGCGGCUCGCAGGAAGAUUUUUGGAGGUCCGUAAACCUGCAGGGGCUGCGGCCAAGAGGAGGCGGUAGCAGCAGCAAAUGGAGUCCUGAACGUGCUCAUAAGCAUCCCGGAUUCUCUCUGGUUUGCUUCCACUUGGAAAACAUUUCCUAAACAGAGGUUGUGUGCCGUCCUUCCAACCCGCGUUUGUUCUCGCGUUGAAUUUCAUAGUGACCUUACUCCCGGCCCCAUGACAUCACAUUCUCUUUUAAUGUCUUCACACAUGUUAUUUGCCUUGGUUGAAAAGGCUCACAAAUUUAAGACCAAAAAUGUCACCGAGAAUCAUCGUAACCUCACGGUUAUGCGCAGACGGGAGAGCGGCAAUGCAUUCACGCUUUCAACCGCGUGGAAGACUCUGGAAAGUUAAGAGCCACAAGACUCUUUAGAGGCUUUCCGGGAUAAACGACGUGGCUCAUUUUUGAAAACAUAAAUUCCAAAAUUAAACCAGUGCCAUCUCACCAACUCCAUCAUUCCAGUUUGACCAAAGUGUUCCCUGUUCCGCACGCGAGCGUUUCGCGCACUGCGUGGCAUUUGUUGUUGGGAGUUUCCCCGCAAAACGUGGUUGUGAAAUCGGACGUGUGCCGGUGGGCGACGUGAAAAUAUCGCCACGCGCAGCUCGUGAGCAGAAUAAAGGAAUCUCAAAAGGC